AUGACGUGCAGUGAGCUGGAUACGCCGGAGGUUCUGAGCAACUUGCCCCCCCUCAGGGAUGAUGUAGCCGUGCGUGUGCUGCGCGGUCGGAUGCGGGGGAUCCAGGGCCACUGUAACUCCUGCUACAUGGAUGCUGCCCUCUUCAGCCUCUUCUCUUGUACUUCUGUGCUGGACUGCAUGCUGUUCAAACCCUCCCUCCCGCCUGACAGACACAUUCAGAAGAUCCUCCGGGACAAGAUAGUCAACCCGCUCAGACAGAAAGGCUUCGUCUCUGCAAGUAGCGUGAUGAACCUUCGGCACCACCUGACGGAGAAGGGCCAGUGUUCCAGUUUUGCCACUUCGGAGAAAGACCCGGAGGAGUUUCUUAGUCUCAUUAUGCACCGCAUCCUUGGAAUCGAGCCACUUCUGAAGCUGCAGUGAGUUAAAUUUUCCCCCCCUUCUUGACCGUUCUGAAUGUAAACGGUUGUGUUCUGGGACUGGGAAGGGAUUGUGGUAUUUCUGCUUCCCAGGAGAGGCUAGCAAAUGGCAAGAGAAGCUGGUGGGA
Sphaerodactylus townsendi is the source of this 544-nucleotide messenger RNA. RefSeq names its product ubiquitin carboxyl-terminal hydrolase CYLD-like. The transcript is spliced from 5 exons. The coding region runs from base 1 to 420 and encodes 139 amino acids. The record is from RefSeq and is a predicted model, not a curated record. NCBI's taxonomy places the organism in Eukaryota, Metazoa, Chordata, Lepidosauria, Squamata, Sphaerodactylidae. Gene Ontology annotation, cellular component: cytosol. Gene Ontology annotation, biological process: protein K63-linked deubiquitination. Gene Ontology annotation, molecular function: cysteine-type deubiquitinase activity; K63-linked deubiquitinase activity.